AUGAUGGCCCGGACUGUUGCGUCCGCAGAAGAAAUAGCAACAAGGACGAGACAAGCGUUAGUUCUGGGAGAAAGAGCAUUCGAUCAAGUCGCUGAUGAGGAACAGCUGACAAGCUUCCUCAUCGUUCUGGCACUGAGUGAUGUCGGUGCCGUGAUCAGAUGGAUCGCGAUCUUCAGUCAACACUGGAUUGCGUCCCUCGUGUAUGGAUCGCUUUUCGUGCACCCAGCACAGCUGAUGUAUCAGUUAAUGCACCUAUCGGUAGUGGGCACCGCGGCAACAAUUGUGGACGCUAUCGCUUUCACGGACUUUGGAACACAGUUCUUGGUGUUCUUCGUCACAAUGAGGAGUCUGCUGUCGUGGGCCCUCAACCCUCCAGAACCCAGGGCGUACGUACCAAAAAGGAAGAGAGGAUGGAAGCCGUUAUUCCAUGGAUUCGAACGAAUUACAUCAGCUGUCGCUGGAGUCCUGAAGGACACGUUAAUCAGAGGAAAAAGGACCGUGGAACUGCUGAUCUCGCUUAACGAGAUGGCAGUCGAGAACUCAGCGGGAACGCCCGAGGAAGCAUCCAAGGGCGACAAUCGAUUUCGGUGGUCAGACAAUGACGAGGAAUUUACCAUGAAGGAGAUCAGGGCGUCAUCAAGCACAUACCCGGAAAUGUUGUGGGAUUUGGACACGCCAAGGGAUCAAUCGAUGCCGACCAAGUUCGAGCUCUUCAUGAGAUUCCUCAACGCGCUGAAGGCAGGUGCAGCAAUAGCAUCCAGAGAGGGCAACCCAAUGGUUGCGUACAGCCUGGUCAUGUGGUCAUUGAGCGGAGCAACGAAUGGCAGUUCGGACGAUCACCAAUAUGACACAGAUUCAGUUCUCAUUGCCAUUGACAACUGUUCAUCCAGAUGCAUGACAAAUUGCAUGAGAGAUUUCAUAGACUCUCCACAAAAGGUGAACGUGUCAGUUCAAGGAGUUGGUGGAUCCGUCAGAGCGACCUACAAGGGAACAGUCAAGUGGACAAUCGAGGAUGAGGACGGAAGGACACAUCACUUCGUGAUCCCAGACACGUACUUCAAUCCAACCACCCCGUACAGACUGCUCUCGCCACAACACUGGGCGAAAGUGUCAGACGACAAUUACCCGGCAAAGCGAGGGACUUGGUGCGCAACGUACGAGGACGCGGUGGAGCUGUUCUGGGCUCAAGGGAAGUUCAAGAGAGUCAUCACACUCUCCCCGUCCAGCAACAUAGCCUUGGUAAGGAGUGCCCCAGCAUUCUCGAAGCUGCAUGCUUUCUGCGCUCAAGUGAGAGACGAAGUGGGCAGGGAACCAAUUGAUGAGUUCGAGUUAAUGGCAAUGCCAACCGUGGCAACGGUGUCCGAUGAGGAGUCAGGAUCAGGAUCGUCGGACGAAUCAGACGACGAGGAACUACCGACUGGCAGAUUGCAUCCAGAUCUUCCACCCGAAGCAGUCCAGGAGCAGAACAAGAGUGAGAAAUUCCAGCAGGAAAUGACUCAUGCAUUCAGAAUGAAGAAGGACUUACGGCUGGUUGAACAGGAGCCGCUUGCCGAUGGGAAAUAUUUGAAAUACCAAACGGACCAAGCGGACAUCCUUGCAUGGCACUACCGGUUGGGGCACAUCUCUUUCGAGCGGAUACGCAAACUGGCCGAGCGAGGAGAUCUUCCUGCGAAACUCGCCAGAGCAAGAGCACCAAAGUGCGCAAGUUGUAUGUUUGGGAAGGCAACACGACGACCAUGGAGAACCCGCACUCCCAACAAUCAGAAGGACCCAUUGUCGGCAGGAGCUCCAGGAUCGGUUGUAGGAGUCGACCAGUUGAUCUCAUCAACUCCAGGCCUGAUCGGCCAGAUGAGAGGAUUACUCACCAGAAAGAGGUACACGGUCAGUACUGUCUUCGUGGAUCACCACAGCGGACUGUCUUUCGUUCACUUCCAAACUUCAACCUCUGCAGAACAGACGAUUGCUGCCAAGAGAGCCUUCGAGAGGUAUGCCAAGACAUUUGGCGUGCAAGUCAGACAUUACCAUGCAGAUAAUGGAAUUUUUGACAGCAAGGCAUUCGCGGAAGAAGUGCACAACUGCGGGCAAUCGAUCACGUACGCAGCCGUGAACGCCCACCAUAUGAAUGGGAAGGCCGAGAAGAAAAUCAGAGAUCUCCAGGAAGCCGCGAGAACCAUGUUGUUGCAUGCGAAGCAGAGAUGGCCCACUGCGAUCGACUCCCAUCUCUGGCCAUUUGCAGUCAGGCAACCUUCCACCAAUGUCGAAGUGGCAGAUGAAGGCCGGCUUUGA
Seminavis robusta is the source of this 2286-nucleotide messenger RNA. Lineage: Eukaryota; Bacillariophyta; Bacillariophyceae; Naviculales; Naviculaceae. The record is from the annotation of a GenBank genome assembly.